Molecule: messenger RNA, 315 nt
Organism: Salvia miltiorrhiza (redroot sage)
Lineage: Eukaryota; Viridiplantae; Streptophyta; Magnoliopsida; Lamiales; Lamiaceae
Exons: 2
Coding region: 1-315 (104 amino acids)
Source: RefSeq, a predicted model, not a curated record
AUGUCUUCCACAUUGCAGCUACAACAUCAGUCCUUCGAGACUGCGGCUGCAAUAAUGGUGAACCUUGAGGAGCUCUUCGGGGAAACUGACCGUUCAGUCCGUUUUAAAAUCAUGACGAAACUUAUGGCUUCGAGGAUGACGGAGGGUUCACCUGUGCACGAGCAUGUGCUCGAAAUGAUUAAUCAUUUCAAUGAGCUGGAAAUGCUCGGUGGAGGUAUCGAAGAUGAUAUCAAGGUUGAUAUGGUACUCCACACUCUCCCCAAGUCCUAUGAAAACUUCCGUCUCAAUGCAAUCAUGGGCAAGAAAAAAGGUUAA